Molecule: messenger RNA, 4928 nt
Organism: Penaeus indicus
Lineage: Eukaryota; Metazoa; Arthropoda; Malacostraca; Decapoda; Penaeidae
Gene: trh
Product: protein trachealess-like
Exons: 14
Coding region: 2151-4793 (880 amino acids)
Biological process (GO): regulation of transcription by RNA polymerase II
Molecular function (GO): RNA polymerase II transcription regulatory region sequence-specific DNA binding; protein dimerization activity; DNA-binding transcription factor activity, RNA polymerase II-specific
Source: RefSeq, a predicted model, not a curated record
CGCACCGUCCAGCCCUCCAUGACUCCCCGUCGGCUCGCUCGUUAACAGUCAGGUGUGGCGCUCACGACGCCCACACCCGCCGCCGCCCACCUCCUGCUGCUCUGGCCCUGCACCCUGGCCCCGCCCCUGUGCCACGAGGCCGCCGCCGCACUGUUUGUCAGUCCCCACACGGCGGCCGCCACACGUGACACUCGCCCGUCCCGCAGGUCACGUCUCGCACCCGCCCGGAAUACCGCCCGGCGACGCCCUGUGACAGUGACGCCCAUCACGCACGCCGGGCACGCGCCCUGCCACGUCCGCCACGCACCGCGCUGCCUGCCUGCCUGCUAGACCUGGGCACGCUCGCCGUGGGAGACCCGUGCCCAACACGUGUUUGUGUGCCAACCCGCCCGCAGCCGUCCACUCGCGCCCUCAGUGUUGUGACGGCAGCGUGGAAGUGACCUCCUUCAGUGUGUGUGUGCGGCGAUUCCCGUGUUGUGACCUGUGUCCGUGGGGAAAUUACGACAUCUUGUUUUUCUUUUUAAAAACGUGACCUCGACAGCGGGUAACCACCCUCCUCCCCUCCUCACCUCCCCGAGUGUAACAGAGUUUAGUGACCUGUGCUGUAGUGACCCUCCCCUGCGCUGCGCCUCCCGUGACAGUGGCGUGUUUGUGUCUGUGGAAGAAGCUUCACUCAACCAGUGAUUACUGUAUACUGUCCAGCCUUAGCAACAUCGGACUCGCGUCACUGGCUGCUGGGAAGACUGCGAGCUCUCCGUCACAAGCCUGGAAUUCACGUAUGAAAAUUCUGGUCAUUGCCAUUUAUUGUGAAGUCAACAAGAAGUGUUUGUCUUUAUUACAUGAAACACACCAAGAUAAGGACUAAUCUCUCGUCAGCCCCCUCAUAAGCCCAGUCUUGCUCAAUUAACUCACUAGCGCAUCCUUCGCCUCCACUCACUUCCCGUCUCACUCCCGACCCGACAACCUUUCUGCUUUGUCAGUCAAGAAAGCCAGGUUUCGGUACAUAUCAGUUAAAAAGUAGUAAUCAGACCUCCAAAGAGAUAAUCUUGGUCACGAAGUGCACCGGUGCGGAAAGUGGUGACGAGAUACAGAGAGAGGGAAAGAAGAGAGAGAAAGCAAGAGGAAGAGAGAAGAGAGAGAAAGAGGAAGAGAGAGAGAGAGGGAAAGAAAAAAAUCGGGUCGAAGGAAGUUAGCCGCGACAGGGGAACUCGACCGCGCGGCGUGUUGGCCCCGAGGGAGGAAAUGAGUGUGUCAUAAAAGCCGAAAGAAGCCGCGAACACAUAUACAUAUAUGCACCUGUGGCUCCCGGGGACCCGCCCACCGAAACCGGAAUUCCAUGAGCAAGACGAGUGCACCGCGACGAGGAAGAGGAACAUCUGCAAAAAAGGCUUCCGAAAGAAUUCCGCAGAAGAUUGUAGAUUCGAUUCAUUGGAAUUUCCCUCAACGUCGGAAGCACCUGCUCUCGGCCCGUGUCGCCGUUCAGUCACGUCGCCCUUCUUCAUUUGGCGGCGACCAGACCUGCCCAGGCGUUGCAGCGGAUUAACAGCAGGAGAGACAAAUAAGAUACCGGAAGACGACCAUUCGCCCGAGUGAUUAGUCGGAGCAACCGCCGAUACGGCCGCGGAGGCGAGCGAGGGAAGGCAAAACCACCGGCGGGCCAUCCGUCUUACGCAGUUUUUACUCCAUUAAUAGUGUAAUCACUUCUGUUCUACCUUCGGCUUAUUGCUGUCGGGUAUAAUUGCUGCUUUAUAACGCAGACGAGCGACGUCAGUGGAAGAGCAAUGUUGCCAAAGAACCACAGGAACCGCGUUGGUCGUUAAACCCCUAGAUUUCGCUGUUUUUAGGGGGUUCCGUGUGUUUGCUCCGUGUACGUUUUUUGUGUGCUGUGUACGUGUGUGUGCUUGUGUUUUGCCGACCGGACCUGGCCAACGCGAUGCGCAACUGACCCGGAGACCGCUCGUCCUCCCGCUCCAGUUCGGGAACACCAACCAAAGAUAAGUAGUUGUCCAGCGUCUUAUGCCUCGUCCUGGCUGAGAUUUCUCUCCGUCGAGGCAUCCAGCGCAGACGACACCUUCGUACCCCGAGUUCUGUCGCUCGAGGGGCACCCAUUCUUCACCUGCCGGAACCCGUGAUCCCAACGCGGAGACAAGAUGGCUGAUUGGUACGGCUCGCGCGAGCAGCUCAUGUCUCUCCAUGGGCUCGACACGGCGAUGCUUGGGUACGGCAUGAGCGCAGCGGCAUUCCCGCCCAUCCAGCCAGACGCUUACUCUCACGCCCAUGCCCAUGCAGCAGCGGCAGCAGCAUAUAAUUUUCAGCGACAGCCAUCGGUCACUCCAGGAUUUGCGCACUCAUGUUUCGCGCCCGACCAACAAUGGCGACAAUUGCCAGACGGAAGUAUCCUGGAGCUUCGGAAGGAAAAAUCCAGAGACGCGGCGAGGUCCAGAAGAGGCAAGGAGAACUACGAAUUCUACGAGUUAGCCAAGAUGCUGCCCCUCCCCGCCGCCAUCACCUCCCAGCUGGACAAAGCUUCAAUCAUCAGACUCACCAUCUCCUACCUCAAGCUUCGCGAAUUCACACUGCAUGGUGACCCUCCGUGGCCGCGGGACAGCUCCGGGAACAAGUCUUUGAAAUCCAAUCGUAUGUACAACCAAACAGCCGGGGGCAACCUCAGACCGAGAUCGAUGUCGGGCAUGACGAUGGACAUCUUCGAGACACACCAGGGCACCCACAUCCUCCAGAGCCUCGACGGGUUCGCCUUCUCCUUAGCGGCCGACGGCAGGUUCCUCUACGUGUCCGAGACCGUCUCCAUAUACCUUGGCCUCUCGCAGGUUGAAAUGACCGGCAGUAGCGUGUUCGACUACAUUCACCAGCAAGACCACCAGGAACUUGCUGACCAAGUAGGUCUGACCUUAGCCACGGGUCAGCCUUUGCCCUCCCCCUCCUCUUUAGGGUCAGAGGAAGGGGCAGCAGGGUCACAGGGAACUAUGAACCCUGACGGUAAGCCUCCAUUGGCUUCAUCCAUGUCCAUCUCCAGCGCCUCCAUGUUCAAAGGCUUCGAUCGGGCCUUCUGCAUCCGCAUGAAGUCGACGCUGACGAAGAGAGGCUGCCACUUUAAGAGCUCGGGAUACAGGGUUGUGUUGAUCCUGGGACACCUACGACCACAGUACGUGUUCAGCCACUCCCGCAAGAACCCCCCUCAGCUGAUGGGUCUUGUCGCCCUGGCCAUCGCCCUCCCUCCGCCGUCGGUGCACGAAGUCAGGCUCGAGUCGGACAUGUUCGUCACGAGGAUCACCUUCGACUUCAGAAUAGCACACUGUGAACCCAAAGUGACCGACCUCCUGGACUACACCGCCGACGAGCUCCAAGGGCGGUCCUUGUACUCGCUCUGCCACGGCCAAGACGUCGAGAAGCUCCGCAAGACACAUGUCGAUCUGAUCCAGAAAGGUCAGGUCAUGAGUCCGUAUUUCCGGAUAUUGAACAAGACCGGCGGAUACACGUGGAUGCAGACCUGCGCCACCGUCGUCAUCAACAGCAAAAACGGAGACGAACAGAACAUCAUCUGCGUCAACUACAUCAUAAGCGGGUCCGAGUACGACAGCGUGGUGCUCGACCAGACCCAGCUUGACCCCGCCCUGGCCAACAUGAAGUCGGAUGACCUCGAUUACCCCAACAGCGCCACGCCGGAACCCUCAGAAGCGAGCUCAGGCGUCGUGGGCGAGGACACCGGCGGGUCGCCCAGAGCCUCCGCCAACACCACGGGCGGAGGGGCUGCUCAGGGGGGCACCCGCUCCCCCUCGGGCCCGUCGGAGGCCAUCCCGACCGCACUCCGAGGUACUCCCAGUAUUCCCUUAGACGGGUCUCAGAUUAAGACGGAGGCCCCUGGCGGCCUAUUGACUCCGAUGGUGAAUGCUGACAUCGCAGAGGAGUCUCGAGGAGGGUGCGAGGGCGCGCCGUCCCCGGGCCGGCACUCCGCUCCCCCCGUGUCGACGCCCGGGACCCCACACGCCCGCGCCACGCCCAUGCUCACCACCACUCCUCUGGAGGCGUCGCCCGGAGCCCCCGUCGCGCCCGCCAGGAGCGAUGAAGGCUCCGUCAGAGACCUGGAGGCCGCGAUGACCAGACACCUGCCGGACGACCCCACCGACUUCUCGACGGACGCCCUGCUGAAGGGCGGCGCUACGUCAGCUGCGGGCGGAGGCGCAGGCCAGAGGCCCACCAUCCAGUACGUCGGAGGCACCAGCAGCCAGCAGGCGUCAGCAGGCCUCCCGGCGUCCACGCUGCUGCGGCAGCUGUACGCCAGCAGGGAGAGCGUCAUCCGCUCGUCGGUGCAGAGGUCGUACUACUCCGACGUGGGAUCGGCGCUGCCCACGCCGCCCGGCUCCGAGAGCUACCAGGACACCAUGUUCAACAAGGGGCACGAUUUCCCGUACCCCGGCGGAGGCCUGGCGGGCACCGGCUACCCCGACUACCACUCCGCGAUGACACCGCCUUCCAGCGUGUCCCCGCGAGAGAAAAUGGCUGGGGAUUGUGGCGACCUGAGGGGGGCGUCGGGGACUUACCUGGGGGAGGGCGGUGGCAUGCCCGCCCAGCCAGUGCCUCUCAAGCCACAGGUGUACUCCUACGGGUCGUCCGGAGUGCCGCUGGACUCCUCCGCGUACUCCACGCCGCUCGCAGACCAGGCAGGCCUGUACACGCCCUCCAGCUUUCACCUGUACCACUCCAACACCACCAAGACGGCCACCUCGUACGACAGCCUGCGCCCGGGCGGCACGUGGUACGCCCCGUCGUCAUAGCACCAGUAGGGAGGCCGACCUCGCAGGACUCGUCGUGCAGGCAGCCGUUCGUGCUCGGAGGCCGCCGUGCAGCUGAAGGAAGGUGGCCGAGUCGCGGCCGCUCUGGUGUCGAAACACUCGCGGCUCUCGUCGGCA